AUAAUUGCAAUACUAAAUACACAAAUACUGGCAAUUAUUGUUCUAUGAGAUGAGCUCUAGAAGGAAUGUUCACCUUAUAUUAUAAUUUAUUGGGAUAAGCUCUCCAUUAUUGUUCUGUAAGAUGAGCUCUAGAACGAAUGUCCUCCAUAUAUUAUAAUUUAUUAGGAUAAGCUCUUCUUCAACGCAUCAACAAUGGCGGAGGAAAAGCAGAGAGAGCUUCGUGUGGUCAUGAUUCCGUGGCUUGUCCACGGUCACAUAACGCCCUUCGUUGAGCUUGCCAAAAGCCUGGCCAGUAAUGGUCUUAAAAUCUUCUUCGUCUCAACCCCGCUAAAUAUUAGACGAAUUAAGCCGCAAAUAUGCGACGCACCGGGGAUAGAGCUGGUCGAAUUGGCCAUGCCCUCCGUGGAAGGGCUACCACCAGGUGUAGAAUCCACCGCAGAUGCUGCCAAGACAGGAGAAGCUCCACUCCUAAUACCUCUACUGAGAGCCGCCAUGGACCUUUUGGAGAAGCCCUUCGAAGCGCUGUUACGACAGCUCUCUCCAAACGUGGUGAUCCACGAUUUUGCACAACACUGGGUUCCUCCUGUGGCCAAUCCCAUUCCCGCCAUUUUCUUCUUCAUAAUGAGUAUAACCAGCUUCAGCUUUGGGGUAGGCCAGCUGGAGAUAUUACCGAGAAACCCAACUGCCCAGGAUCUGAUCGUCUCGCCACCCGGAUUCCCUUCACAGAUUAUUCAGCGCCGGUUAUUUGAAGCUGAGAGGUUCCUGAACCUAUAUCAGGAGCUCGCAGAUGGGCUUAGCAUUUCCGACCGCACCAAAAUCUGCUUAAGGGAGAGUUGGGCGAUCGCAUUCAAUACGUGUUUGGAGUUGGAAGGCGUGUACGUGGAGUAUUUGCAGAGGCUCAUGAAGCAGCCAGUUAUCCCUGUUGGAUUACUCAUGCCUAAACUCCCCUCACUCCCCGCUGAUGAUAUUUGCUUGAAGUGGCUCGACAGGCAGCCAGCUGCUUCAGUGGUGGUCUUGUCUUUUGGCAGCGAGUACGUUCUAACCCACCAAGAUCUCACCGCAAUUGCAAUGGGUAUGCUGGAGAGCAGCGUGUCUUUCCUCUGGGUUCUGCCUGCCGGAAACGAUUUGCUGCAAGGCUUCCAAGAUCAGAUAGGCAUCCUCCUCUUCAAAAAAAAUUGGUCAUCUAUAGUUCUAAUAAGUGUGCAUCACGAAGUAAUAUGUAAUAUGGUGAGCAGGAGCGGAGCAAUUGGUGAGAUAAAUGAUGAAGAGGGGGUUCUGUUUUCAUGGCCCCAUCCUUUGUUUCGUCCAUGGCAGUGGUUUCUGGGUGGAGGAUCACUUUCCUUUCUGGACAAGGGAUUGGUAGUGACAAAGUGGGCUCCACAAUUACAUAUUUUGAAUCACCCUUCUACAUGUGCCUUUGUCACUCAUUGCAGGUGGAAUUCAAUGACAGAAGGAUUAAGGUUUGGGGUGCCACUCAUAACUCUCCCAAUGCAAUAUGAGCAAGGGUUAAAUGCAAAGCUUGUACAAGAGCUUAAGGUGGGAGUGGAAGUGAGAAGAAAUGAAGAGGAUGGCUCUUUUACUAAGGAGGAUAUUAGUAAAGCAAUUAGAGUCUUAAUGAUAGAAGAAGAAGGGUCCCAAAUCAAAUCUAAUGUCACAAAGAUAAGUAGCAUGUUAACAAGCAAUAAUUUCGAAGUUACUGAAAGGAAUAUGAGGAACUUCAUUUCCAUGCUUAGAACCUUGAGCAAAUAAUUAGGCUAAUAGGCCUAAAUUUGUCUCUAAUUUCAUAGUAUUUUAAAAAUAUUUAGUUUUAAUAGUGUUUUAUUUUGUGGUUCUUAUUAUUUAGAGACUUUAGUGUGUCUUACGUUGAACUGUAUUGUAUUUGUUUGUAGUAGGAUUUA
Messenger RNA from Cryptomeria japonica (Japanese cedar), 1898 nucleotides. Its product is annotated as inactive UDP-glycosyltransferase 79A6-like. Bases 193 to 1749 code for a protein of 518 amino acids. The transcript has 4 exons. Gene Ontology annotation, molecular function: UDP-glycosyltransferase activity. The record is from RefSeq and is a predicted model, not a curated record. Lineage: Eukaryota; Viridiplantae; Streptophyta; Pinopsida; Cupressales; Cupressaceae.